Messenger RNA from Gasterosteus aculeatus aculeatus (three-spined stickleback), 4188 nucleotides. RefSeq names its product complexin-1. Gene Ontology annotation, molecular function: syntaxin binding. The record is from RefSeq and is a predicted model, not a curated record. Gene Ontology annotation, cellular component: terminal bouton; SNARE complex. NCBI's taxonomy places the organism in Eukaryota, Metazoa, Chordata, Actinopteri, Perciformes, Gasterosteidae. Gene Ontology annotation, biological process: regulation of neurotransmitter secretion; synaptic vesicle exocytosis; neurotransmitter transport.
CACUCCCGCUUUACGUGAGAGACCCAGUUCCUCUCCCCCCGUUGCAGAGAAGGGGCGGGUGGGGGCUGAGGCGUGUAGGACGGAGCAGCCAGCCAGCGCCGGGACUAAAUAAUUGAUCCGUCUUCAUCGGUCAGGAGGACGCUGGUGGGACGCUUCUCCAUCUCCAUUUCUCUCUCUCUCUCAUCCCUCCAAGUCAUUCCGCUCCGGCAGCUGCUUCACCCCCAGCAAACCUCUUCUACUCCUCCUCUUUCUCCGUGUGUCGGUGCAACCCCGGGAGCCGGAGAUGCGAGGGACGAGCAGUUAGAUCACCCUGCGCUGCUGUUGCUGUGUGCUGCGGGAGAAGUUCUCUGUCCCCCCUCCCCCCGUGCGUGCGUGCGUGCGAGUGUGCGAGUGUGCCAGCAGGAUUUCCAGCCAGUUUGCCGGGACGGAAGAUUUGGCCACAAGGGACUUCUUCUUCUGUCACACUUGAUUGUAACAUUUCUCCGACAAAGAAGGCAGGGAAUUAAAAGCCAUCACCAUGAAUUUCGUUAUGAAACAAGCGUUGGGAGGGGCCACCAAAGACAUGGGCAAGAUGCUCGGCGGGGAGGAGGAGAAGGAUCCCGACGCUGCCAAGAAAGAGGAAGAAAGGCAGGAGGCGCUGAGGCAACAGGAGGAGGAGAGGAAGGCCAAAUACGCAAAAAUGGAGGCAGAGAGAGAAAACCUCCGGCAGGGCAUCAGAGAUAAGUACGGCAUCAAGAAGAAGGAGGAGAAGGAAGCCGAGGCAGCGGCCGCCAUGGAGCAGGCCUCCGAGGGCAGCCUCACUCGCCCCAAGAAGGCCGUGCCCACCGGCUGCGGCGACGAGGAGGAGGAGGAGAGCAUCGUGGACACGGUCAUGAAGUUCAUCCCGACCCCGCUCAUGGAUAUGUUCAACAAAAAGUAAAAAAAAUAAAAAAAUACGUGUUUUUGGAGUUAAAAUGAGAUUUGACUCCCGAAAAAGCGUUCAUCUCACCGAGACCACUGCCGUAAGCGCCCCCCGUCCUCCGCCCAAAACCUGCAGCCACACUUUUCUCCACCCGCCGACCUCUGAGAACACAACUUCUAGGUGCCCUGCCAUGGAGCAACGUGGCAUGAUUUUUGCCCCUUGAUUGAGAAAGGCGAUACAUACUGCAUUUUUUCACUGGGAAAUCUCAUGCCAUGUUUUACAAAUGUCAGGCACUUAGAAUCCAAUCAGAUAUCACCCGUCAGCCCCCCUUUUUUGUUUGUAAAUAGCCUCGAGUUAUAAAAAAAAAAACUAUACAUAAGUGAAAUAUGACACACAACAAGAUGACGAAGAGUAUAAGCCAUAUUUUUAACUUUUAAGAAAUUAUCCAAAUCCUAUCAGAAUUUGACUGAAUUUUCCUGUUCUGUUUAAGCUAAUAUUUGAUACAUACAGUGUAUAUAGAUACUUGCAUUUUUAUUAGUUCUCCGUUUCUCACAAACUGUGCGUCUCGCUCUAAUUGGUUUAUUGUGAAUGUGUUCUAUGAGCACUGGUGCAUUCCAAACAAAAACUGUAAAUCCGGAAAGCAAAGGAAAUUUAUUUCAUAUUUCUGUUGUUGUUUCUUUCAGCAUGCUGUGGGCUUUUGUGAAGUGAAGUACACAUUUGGUUAACAUUUCUAUCGUCAUGAUGAAGCGAAAUACAUUUAUAUUUGAGGCAAUAACUGAUUUUACAUUAGAUUUAAUUCACAUCUUGUCCACCAUGUACUUUGUGACUAAAAUGUUCCUCCGUGGGGGAGCAUGUAAAAAUGAUCUCCAUUCAGGAUGUUUUUUCUCAAAGCAGUGAGACCAUAAGCUCCGUCGGUCUGCGUGUCGGUGGUUCGGCCGCGGUGGAGAGCGUCCCUCGCUCUGCUUCUGCAGGACGACGUCUCCAUUGUACAUCAGUCCCGUUGAUCUCAUUUUUUAAAAAUUCCCAUUCAUUCUUUUGUAAAAAAGCUUAAGAAAAAAAACUUCCCAAACACAACAUUGGUGUGAACACACUAUAUGUGAACAGACAGUGACAAUAGUGCAAUAUAUUGUUGAAAUGAAGUUGCCCUGUGUCCGUUGCUUAAACUGAUGGGAGUGAAGUCCCAAAUCAGCAAUAACAGACAAUCUUCAUCGUUGCGUGUUUAAACUCGUUCAUGCGUCAGUCGACAUUUAAAAAGGGAGCAAACGUGUCUGCAGAGUUCAGUCACCUGUUGCAAAAUGUGAGAAAUCACAACCCAAGAGGUCAAACCAAACUGCAGACAUUAAAAAUAGAUGAGGAGAAAUCAAAGGAACUAACGAGGGGAGUUUCUUGACCGUAACAUAAUGUUUACCUGCUCUGUAUUUUGUCCUUAAAUGUAGUGAAACUAAUUUGAAAGGAUGAGGACGAAGUCAAAUGUUUCUCCAUAUGCCUUGUUUUUUAUUCAUAGAUUUCUCCUUCAUUCCACAGUGUCUUGUUAAACAUUCCAGAUAUUUCAAACAUUCCACCAGACUUGUGCUGGUAAAACACACAAACGUGGAUAUUUACAGUUUAGAGUAUGCCUUAGACUUUAAGCACUCCACGAAGAAACAUACAUUUGAUGUUCUUAUAACCUGAAAAUAGACACUAGAAUGAAUCCAAUAUAAAGAUUCACGACUUGACCAAGUAAACUCCAGAGUUAUUUUAGCUGCCAUGUACAGGAAGAAAAAAAUGUAAAUCCCUCAUGGAGUUUAAGGGAGAGCUUAAAUGUGCAAUUAGCAGAGAUCAAUUUGUGAAACAAUUUUGUUGAAAUGUUUUUGUGAUUCACGUGAGCACAGUAGCCGUAGGCGUAGUUAAGGUUUUCUAAACCACAUUGCCACUGUUUUUAAUAAGCUAGCUGAACAUGAAAUAACACUAAUUCUGAACGUGUGCGUUCCUGUGGCUUAGAAAAGGGAAAUCUAGCUUCUGCCAACGCUUCGUGAGGUUUGUAAUCAUGUUGAAUAUUUAAAAAUACGACAUCCAAGGUCACAUUUAGAGCACACACAUGGAAUUUCCUGGGAUUGUAUCGUCCUCCUUGCAGAUAAUUGGCAACUGAUUGUUCUUUGCAGUUGUGGAACCAACCAUCAACAACACUCAAAUCCAUUAUCCGAUCGAACCAAAGAAUAGUUCUGGUAGUUGUAGAUUAAGUCACAGAGGUUUCAUUCUAUUUAUUUACUGCAAUUUAUUUAUUUUGGAAUUCUCAGGUAUUUUAGCUGCAAAGUAGAAGUUCGAACCAUAACUAGCCUUCUCUUUGCAUGAUUACCCUCACACUCAAAUUGAAUAAUUUCAUUAGCAUGGGCCCAGCAGGCCUGUCCAUCAACCUUAUUUUAUGAACGACAUAAUUCUUGUUUGGCCCGAGAAAAUUCCAGAAAAAGCUCCAAUUACUGCCCAGCCAACCAAAGUGGAGGACUUUCCCAUCAAAAAAUCCUAGCAAAGGACGGUCUGAUAUCAGACUCCCCUUUGCACGACAUCCACCAACACCAUCACGAGCCCAUCCAUCAUCACCCCGUCAAUGCAUAUCGAUUGCGCUCUAAAUGGCUUGUAGACCACUGCCCAAACCAACUACCCGAGUCGCGCGUAAUCGACACUCCAGCUGUCCAGCUGGCUCCGUGUCAGAAAUCCACCUCAGCGUUCAUUUCAGAGUCCAUUGUGACGCUCACGCGGCCAUUAAAAUGACUAAAAAACUGCCUGAAAAAUACAACUCUUAAUACUGAACAACGUACUAGUUUGAUGUGACCUGAAUGUAAACUGUCUGAUGUUCCUCCCUUCUUGCAUCUGUCUUUCUCUGUUCUGUACGUGUUGAGAAGAUGUUUACUUUCUCGUCCGUAGCCAGUCCUGUUUCUGUCCUCUGGUGGUUGGUAUUUAAAAAAAAAACUCUCUCUCUCUAUAUAUAUAUAUAUACAUAUAUAUAUAUAUAAUUAUUUUAUUUUUUUUGUGAAUUAUUUUGUACUGCGGAAUCGUCUCGCGCCCUUCUCCGUCCUUCUCUCUCUCUCUCUCUCUGUCUCUCUCUCUAUUUGUUGACAAAAAUGUAUGCAUGCUUAUGGUGUGCGACGUAGGCAAGGUUGUUGAUGAUCGUUUUGUGUCUCCUCCGUGUUUCGAAGCUCCACCUGUUAGCCUCACUGCAUGCCAUGUUAGACAGAUAUGUCAGUCUGUAACUUUGCUGCAAAAAUUGGAAUCACCGCACACUCUGAGAAUAAAAGUGAUUUCAUAUAAUU